CGAGCAGCGAUACAUCAGCACACCAGCUCGAGCUCAGAAAAUUCAAACCGUCGAGACGCUCGACCGCUCUCAACUGCCAUUGAAGAGCUACUGCGUGAGAGAUAAUGUCAAAUAAGAGGCAUGUUUGCGUUAUUUGGGCGAAUACAAAUGAGGUCAGGAUAACUACUGAACAUUUUGACAAAGAGAAAAGCCUGCUGUUGGAUUCGGAGAGGGUUGGGCUGGUAGAGCACGGAUUACUCGACAUUAAGAAGCCCAAAGACAGAUGGAGGGCUUACCUGCCAGAGACUCGACACUGUGUGGAUUCUUAUAAUUCUGAAGAAGAGAAACACUCAGACUGGAAUAGAGCGUCCGGUCAAUUUCAAGAGGAAUCUAGGGUUUCUGAAAAUGAAGAAAGUGAAGAUUUCUGAAAGACCAAAGAGUCUGCUGAGAUGGGGGAGAGAGGGCUGCUCAUCCUUCUGCUUGCAGGGUUUUGUGUGCCUGCUUACAAUCAGAUCAUUAAACACGUGUUUGUGAAUACUCUGAAGAGCUGGUCUGCAGCUCAGAGCUACUGUAGAAAGAAUCACACAGACCUGGCCACUGUGCACAGCCAGGAAGAAGCACAGCAGCUCUUAAAUAUUGCAGGAGCUUCUCUCAAUACUUCUGCCUGGAUCGGGCUGUAUCGUGAUGGCACACAGAACUGGCAGUGGUCUAACGGCGAUGAUGUCAUCUACAAAAGCUGGACAAAAGACCUCUUCUGUGCUUCAAUCAAUUCAGUGGGACAGUGGGAGGACAGUGUCUGCUUUGAGACGAAAGCUUUCAUGUGCUACCAAGAGACCAGCACCAUCACUGAGAGAUACACCCUUAUUCAAGAACUGAAAACCUGGACUGAAGCUCAGCAGUACUGUAGAAAAUACCACACCGACCUCGUCAGUAUAAAGAACACCAGUGAAAAUGCAGACCUAGUGAAGAAAGCGCAGGGCAAGACCUUCUGGAUAGGCCUGUUCAAUGAUCCCUGGAAGUGGUCACACCAGGGGGAUAACUACACAUUUCACUACUGGAACAAUGAGGAACCAAACAAUGCGGGAGGCAAUGAUAAAUGUGUGAGGAUGUUCAAGAGUGGCACAUGGGGUGACAAAGACUGCAGCGUUCUGUACCCUUUCUUCUGCUAUGAUGAUCCAGCCCCCUCAGACCCUCCUUCAACACGACUCUCUGAAGAUCCAGCCCCCUCAGACCCUCCUUCAACACGGCUCUCUGAAGAUCCAACCCCCUCAGACCCGCCUACAACACCACUCUCUGAAGAUCCCAAAACCACAAGCCCCCCUUCCACUCCAGUCCCUCAAGAAGCAGAACCUUCGAGCCCCCCUUCCACUCCGGUCUCUCAAGAUCUAACCCCCUCAGACCCUCCUUCAACACGACUCUCUGAAGAUGCAACCCCCUCAGACUCUCCUUCAACAACGCUCUCUGAAGAUCCCAAAACCACAAGCCCCCCUUCCACUAUAGUCUCUCAAGAAGCAGAACCUUCGAGCCCCCCUUCCACUCCGGUCUCUCAAGAUCUAACCCCCUCAGACCCUCCUUCAACACGACUCUCUGAAGAUGCAACCCCCUCAGACUCUCCUUCAACAACGCUCUCUGAAGAUCCCAAAACCACAAGCCCCCCUUCCACUAUAGUCUCUCAAGAAGCAGAACCUUCGAGCCCCCCUUCCACUCCGGUCUCUCAAGGCACUCCAGUCCCUGAGGGUCUCCACCUGAUCUCUGACAGAAUGGUCUGGCCGGAGGCUUGGCGGUACUGCAAGGAUCACUACACUGACCUAGUGAACCUCACAAGCCUGGCUGCACAGAACAGAGUGUCGGAGCUCGUCAGGAACAGCACUGCGUCGCAAUUCUGGAUCGGCCUGCACAGAAGCAUUGUGUAUGAUAACUGGUACUGGGUGGCUGGUGAGGAUAACAAGGGGCCUGUAAACUACACUAACUGGGCCCCUGGGGAGCCCAACAAUCCUUACUAUGAGCACUGUGGGGAGAUGGUGCUGAGGGAGGAUGGGGGGGCUGAGUGGAAUGAUCUGUGCUGUUAUGAAAAGCUCCCCUUUAUCUGUUUCAAAGAUUAACAACACCCCUAAAAGGGUGUACAGCAGUGGUUCUAAAUCUGUAGUUGGGACCCCUUUUAAGGUCACUUUAGUCUGAAAAAAACCUAUUUACUAAUAAAUUAUAGAAGUAUCUAAAUCUGAAUGAUAUUGUGUAAGCAAUGUGCAAGUAAUGAAGAAAAUUGAAGUCUUGUAUGUGACAGAGUUUGCAAUGCCAUGUCUGCUCUCUAUAAAGAGCUACUGCAAUGCACUGCAGCCAUUGUGGAUGGUAGGUCUGCUUGUGAUGUGGUCGCUUGAAACCUUCCUGUGAACCCCCAGGGGUCCCAACCCCCAGUCUGAGAACCACUGUCUCCAUAGAACCCAGAGCUUUACUAUAGGAGUAAUACACCAAUACUAUAGAAGAAAAUGCUAUGUAGGAAUCUUUAAUGAUAUACCUUAUUCUGAUAUUUCAUUGUGCUUGUUUAAUAUCCUAUUGUGUGUGUUCUGUGUGAUUCUCUAUUGUUUCAACUAAGAGCAUCAUCUGCCGUGCUUACUAACUAUUCCAGUAAAAUGCUUCCUGAAAAGACUCCUCAAGGCUGAUUGUAAUGAAGCAAGGUGGGGAAGCAUAAUAGAGUUGCACAGUCUUCAGUGCACAGUGCUUCUCCUAAGGGCCUUAGUGCACAGUGCAACGCUAACAUGCUUCCCCACCUCACUUCCUCACAGUCAGCCUUGAGGAGUCUUUUCAGAAGCUGCUUCACUUGUUUUUUUAGUUCAGGAUCCUCAGCUGUUUAAAAUGCAGCGUGUAGAUAAACUGCUGCAUCCUGGUACCUUUGCUGUAGGUCACUUGGUCUGAUUGAGGAGGCAGCAGCAGCUUGGUUUAAAUUAUUAUUAUUAUUAUUAUUAUUAUUAUUAUUAUUAUUAGUUAUUUCUUAGCAGACGCCCUUAUCCAGGGCGACUUACAAUUAUUACAAGAUAUCACAUUAUACAUUAUUUCACAUUAUACAGAUAUCACAUUAUUUUUACAUACAAUUACCCAUUUAUACAGUUGGGUUUUUACUGGAGCAAUCUAGGUAAAGUACCUUGCUCAAGGGUACAACAGCAGUGUCCUCCACUGGGGAUUGAACCCACAACCCUCCGGUCAAGAGUCCAGAGCCCUAACCACUACUCCACUAUGAAAUAUCUACUUUCCAAAUUGAAGUAUAAAACACAAGCAAAACAAAGGGGCCAGUGAUAAUAUUGCUGGGGUUAGUAAGCUUUAAGAAAAUUGAUUUUAAUCCUUGUUUAGCAGUCCUUUAAUACAGGAUACAUUGUUAAGAGGAGAAACACGCGGGUGGGGGGGGUGUAACUUGAUAUUCUCAUUAUUACUACUUUUUAAAGCUUUUUUCUAGUUUAAAUAUUUAAGUAGUUUUUAUGUAUUUAAGAAAGUGUGUCUGUAGUCAGGCCUGUAUGAUGUCAUCAGCACUAGUAUCACAAACACUCCACUUGGAAAUGAAAAGAAACUCUUUUCUGUCCCUUGUUUGCACUCCUGUGUUGCUUCCCUGAGCUGCAGCAGAGCGGUCGUUCAUACCCCCCUGCUGCUGCAGGUAGUCUCAGCAGCGUGCCUGUUUAGUGCACACCAGAGUGACACAAAGAGAGACCAGAAAGCUUCAAGGAGGGAGGAAGCUUGUGUGUCUGCAGACUAAACUACCUGCCUCUGGGGAAUGCAAACAAACUGGACAGCCAACAGGGCCUGGUUUCUGAUGAAGCAGAUUGCAGCUCAUGCUAAUCUGAUGAGGAAUGUAGUAAAGAGACACACUGUAAUUCUAUUUUAAUAUGAUGCUACAACUUUCAAUAUAUUGAAUAAGUCCUGCCUCACUCUUUAUAUUCUACAUUUCUGAGUGUAUCUGCCAUUAUAAAAUGAAUAAAGAGUUGAACUUCAGUUUGAA
Acipenser ruthenus (sterlet) is the source of this 3961-nucleotide messenger RNA. Its product is annotated as macrophage mannose receptor 1-like. Bases 429 to 2081 code for a protein of 550 amino acids. Lineage: Eukaryota; Metazoa; Chordata; Actinopteri; Acipenseriformes; Acipenseridae. The record is from RefSeq and is a predicted model, not a curated record. The transcript has 19 exons.